Nanorana parkeri is the source of this 721-nucleotide messenger RNA. It is a transcript of the gene GAL, whose product is annotated as galanin and GMAP prepropeptide. Gene Ontology annotation, molecular function: hormone activity. Gene Ontology annotation, cellular component: extracellular region. The record is from RefSeq and is a predicted model, not a curated record. The transcript is spliced from 6 exons. Bases 127 to 573 code for a protein of 148 amino acids. Lineage: Eukaryota; Metazoa; Chordata; Amphibia; Anura; Dicroglossidae.
ACCAUAAAUACAGGAGCCCCCUGGCUGUUUCACAUAUCACCCUGGGGAGACUUGCAUUUCAUACAAUGCAGUGAGAAUCUUGCUGUGUGUUUUUCUGGGAUCACUGCACAACCUUACUCCUCCUGCAUGCCAGCUGGGAUCACCUGUAGCCCUUUUCUGCAAGAAUUCAGAGACAGAAACUGCAAACACAGCUUCCCAAAUCAGCUCAAGAUGCAAAAGUGUACAAGUCUACUCCUGGUGUCUUUAAUACUGUGUGCCACAAUCUCACAAACAUUUGGAUUAGUUUUAUCAGGUAAAGAGAAGCGUGGCUGGACAUUGAACAGUGCAGGAUAUCUUUUAGGACCGCAUGCAAUAGAUAAUCAUAGAUCAUUUAAUGACAAACAUGGAUAUGCUGGAAAACGUGAGCUACAGCCAGAAGAGGAUAUAAAGUCAGGAAAUUUUUAUAGAACCUUGUCCGACGAUAAUGUUCUGCGCACACUGGUUGAAUUUUUAACAUAUUUACAUCUUAAAGAGUCCGGAGCACUGGAUAACUUGUCCUCGCCAAUGUCCUCAGAAGAAACAAACCAGUCAUGAAAAAUAAAUCCUUUGUAUUUGACUGUAUAAUGCCAAAUCCAAUAAAUGUUUUCACUUAAUGUUCAUACAAUUUCAAUUAUAAAUAUAUUCCAAUAAUUCUACAGUGUAUUUUUGCUUAAGUAAAAUUAAGCUACAAUAAAAAAAUAGC